Sodiomyces alkalinus F11 is the source of this 2384-nucleotide messenger RNA. Its product is annotated as ATP-dependent RNA helicase dbp9. The record is from RefSeq and is a predicted model, not a curated record. Gene Ontology annotation, molecular function: RNA helicase activity; ATP binding; nucleic acid binding. The coding region runs from base 253 to 2097 and encodes 614 amino acids. The transcript is spliced from 2 exons. Gene Ontology annotation, cellular component: nucleolus. Lineage: Eukaryota; Fungi; Ascomycota; Sordariomycetes; Glomerellales; Plectosphaerellaceae.
CGAGCUGAGAGAAGAAACACUCGACCUCAGUUCUUCCCAACCAUCCCAACCAUUGAUCCCUACCCAUCUUACUGCAGGCUAGUGAUUGCGACUCAGUAAGACCCGGCAGAAGAGUAUAUGAACUCCUGGAUGCAAUAACAACACCCCAGUGACCGUUAUAUUCCGACGAUUUUCAACUCCUCUCACUUCCCUCACCCUAUCGAUCCCACUACGACUCGUUCCUGGUCGACAAAUCGACAACCCGAGGACAAAAUGAAGCGCAAACUUGACGAGACCGAAGACCCCGAAAAGGGAACAAAGCCGAAAAAGACAGUCGAGGCGAAAUCUUUUGGAGAACUAGACCUUGAUCCCCGCCUGCUUCAGGGCGUCGCUGCACAGGGCUACCGCCAUAUGACCCCGAUUCAAAGCACGGCCAUUCCCCUGAUCCUCGAUGGGCGAGACGUCAUUGCAAAGGCCGUCACCGGCUCCGGAAAGACGGCGUCAUAUCUGCUCCCCGUCUUGCAGAAAAUCAUUACACGAAAGGAGAGAGGGAGCGGGAAAGACGCUGCAGCCCCGGUCACGUCGUCACUGAUCCUCGUGCCGACGAGGGAACUCGCCGAUCAAGUAUUCAAGGUCAUCGAAUCCCUCACGGUGUUCUGCAAGAGCAUCCAGGCCGUCAAGCUCACCGACAAGCUCUCUGCCACCGUUCAGAGGAGUCUCCUCUCCACAAACCCCGACAUUGUCAUCGCGACACCGGCCGGCGCAUGGACCAACGUGAGCAGCGGUGCCCUUCCCCUCGAGCAUCUGGUCCACGCCGUCCUCGACGAGGCCGACCUCGUGCUCAGCUACGGCUACGAGGAGGACCUGCAGAACGUGGCUCGUUCGAUGCCCAAAGGCGUGCAGACGAUCCUCAUGAGCGCCACACUGACCCCCGAGGUCCAUACCGUCAAGGGGCUCUUCUGCCGGAACCCGGCGCUGCUGGACCUGGAAGAACCGCAGGGAGAAGGAGAGGGCAUCGUGCAGUACGUCGUGAAGUGCAGCGAGGAAGACAAGUUCUUGCUCGCCUACGUCAUCUUCAAGCUGCGGUUGAUCCAGGGCAAGGUGCUCGUCUUCACGCAGGACGUCGACAGGUGCUACAAGCUCAAGCUCUUUUUCGAACAGUUCGGCAUCCGGAGCUGCGUGCUCAACUCGGAGCUUCCGGUCAACAGCCGGAUCCAUGUGGUCGAGGAGUUCAAUAAGGGCGUAUACGACAUUAUCAUCGCCUCUGACGAGAACGAGGCGCUAGGCGACGAGGAGAAGGACAAAGGCGGCGACGAGGAAGAGCAGGACAACGAAGGGGGGGAGGAGUCGUCAAAAACGACAAAGGCAGCAAAGGCGGACAAGAAGGGCAAGUCCAAAAAGAGAGAGAAGCCUUCGCGGAGGGAUAAAGAGUUUGGUAUAUCUAGAGGUAUCGACUUCAAGAACGUCGCCGCCGUGGUCAAUUUCGACCUCCCCACCAGCGCCAAGUCGUACAUGCAUCGCAUAGGACGUACCGGCCGGGCGGGCCAGACCGGCAUGUCCCUAUCCUUCGUGAUCCCCGAAGACCAGUUCGGCAAGCACCCCCACUCCAUGGUCGACUCGGCCGAGCACGACGGGAAGAUCCUCGCCCGCAUCGUCAAGCAGCAGGGGAAGCUGGGGCGGACGGUGAAAGACUACCAGUUCGACCUGGACCAGGUGAACCGGUUCCGCUACCGCAUGCACGACGCCCUGCGCGCCGUGACCCGCGUGGCCGUCCGCGACGCCCGCCUGCGCGAGCUGCGCCAGGAGAUCAUCAAGAGCGACCGCCUGCGGCGCCACUUCGAGGAGAACCCGCAGGAGCUGGCCCACUUGCGCCACGACGACCCCCUGCGCGCCGCGCGUACCCAGGCGCAUCUGCGCCACGUCCCGGACUAUCUUCUGCCCGACGAGGGGAAGAAGGCGCUCGCCCCCGAGGAGCUGGGGUUCGUGCCGUUGCGGAAAAAGAAUGAUCGGAGGAACGCCAGCCGGAGGGCCGGGGGGAAGAAGUCGAGUCAUAGGGUGUUCAAGGUGGGGAGGAAGAAGAGUGAUCCGCUCAAGUCGUUCAAAGCGAAGUCAAAAUAGGGGGAGAAGGGGUCGUGGGAGAAGCGAAUCUUAAGGUAGUUUUUGUCCUGUCCAAGUUUUAUAAAGGUGUAGUAGUGCCGACGGUCACGCAUGGGAAGACGAGAAUACCACGAUUGCCCGGCUUUACUUACCCUACGCAUGCGUUGUGAACCGCGUGGUGCAGAGCGGGAGGAUGAAGCUGAUGCUGCUUUUCUAACUACCUACCUACCUACCUACCUACCUAGUAAGCAUAUCAACAAGGUGCUCGGGCGCAAUGCGGCCUUCGUUUCCUUGACUUGCUCAGUUUU